AUCAUGAUCUCCAGUUCAGACCUCGAAAACAUCCAUUAUUUUAUUUGCAUCGAGUCUAAAUCAUGAGUUCGAGCGACAGACCCGUGAAGAAUGCCUCUGGGCGAUACGAUAAUGUCGAUUUCCGCAAAGCGGCUGGGUACAAAUACCCGCCGCUGAAGUGCAGCUAUAACCGCCGAGAUGUGCUCCUCUUUGCCAAUGCAAUUGGGGCGAAGGCGGAGGAGCGCCACUUGCUUUACGAGCUUCACCCAAAGUUCGCUACGUUCCCGACGUUUCCUAUCAAUCUGGCUUUCAAGCAGACGGACCAGGAUGUCUUUGACUUCAUCUCGCGCAUGAUUUCGGGAGAAGUUCCUGGCACGCCGCCGUUCGACGCACAGAAGUCCGUGGACGGUGAGCGAGGAAUUGAGAUUCUAAAGACGAUUCCCACCAGCUCGGAAGGAUUGGACCUUGAGAUCCAGAACAAAGUCAUUGGUGUUUACGACAAAGGUGGCGCCAUGAUUCUCGAAGCUGAGCAGGAGCUUGUGGAUGUCAAGACAGGAACCGUCUACGCCAAGAUGAACUCAAUGGCUUUCGGUAUCGGCCAAGGCGGCUAUGACGGCCCUCGCGGUCCAUCCAAGCCUUCGCCCAAGCCUCCCGCCCGGGCUCCUGAUGCCGUCCACAAUUUCCAGACCACUCCAGAGAUUGCUCUGCUAUACAGACUCUGCGGCGACUACAAUCCCAUGCAUGCAGACCCAGAUUUCGGAGCGCGUGCCGGCUUCAAGGGAUGUAUCCUCCACGGUCUCGGCACCUGGAACAUUGCAGCUCACGGUGUCCUAAAGGAGCUCGGAGAUUCUGACCCUAGUCGCUUCAAGAGGUUUGGCGCUCGAUUCAAGAGUGUUGUGUAUCCUGGCGACGAACUUGAGACCAGGAUGUGGGUGGUUGGGUCCAAAGGUGGUGUUGACGAUAUUAUGUUUGAGACGAUUGUUAAAGGCGACGGGCGAGUGGCCUUGUCCAACGGCUACGCCCAAAUUGCGCAGAGCGGCAGCAAGUUGUAAAUAAUCAGUGUAUAAUAAUUUAUUCACCCA
Messenger RNA from Ilyonectria robusta, 1061 nucleotides. Its product is annotated as HotDog domain-containing protein. Gene Ontology annotation, cellular component: peroxisome. NCBI's taxonomy places the organism in Eukaryota, Fungi, Ascomycota, Sordariomycetes, Hypocreales, Nectriaceae. The record is from RefSeq and is a predicted model, not a curated record. The transcript has 3 exons. Bases 63 to 1031 code for a protein of 322 amino acids.